Engraulis encrasicolus (European anchovy) is the source of this 2109-nucleotide messenger RNA. It is a transcript of the gene ikzf2, whose product is annotated as IKAROS family zinc finger 2. Lineage: Eukaryota; Metazoa; Chordata; Actinopteri; Clupeiformes; Engraulidae. Bases 433 to 2016 code for a protein of 527 amino acids. Gene Ontology annotation, biological process: regulation of transcription by RNA polymerase II. The record is from RefSeq and is a predicted model, not a curated record. Gene Ontology annotation, molecular function: DNA-binding transcription factor activity; RNA polymerase II cis-regulatory region sequence-specific DNA binding. The transcript has 8 exons.
CUGACCGUCUUGGGAUCAGACAGCUGAAACGUUUCGCGAUACGUUUUCUAAAGAAUUGGGUAGAUCAAAUCGAGGGUGUUCUCUAUUGAAGAAGUAGCCUACACGCAACAGGUGUGGGGUCGUGUCUGGGGUGGAAAAGUUGAUGGGCCAGCGCAUAGGAAGUAACCAGACGUACUUCAGGAGUAAACGUGCUCCUGGGCUCUUUUCUGUACUGUUUGUGCAAGGUCUCCUCCUAUCUCUCAUUUGGAGGAGAAGUUAAAAUUCUCAGGUCGAUCACAUCCUCUGAACGGUUCUUAAAGGUGGAAGCCAUAAGUAUUGGGGAUCAUACGAAGCAUCCCUCGAGGAUUUCGCUUGACCACUUAAACUCGAGUUAAUUCAGAAGACGGGCAGUCCAACUGUAAGUCCUUCAGGGGACCCGCAAAGUCCUGUCCUAUGACUAUGGAGAUGGAGACAUCGGAUGGAUAUCUUGCUAGUAACGGAAACUGCUCUCCCAGGAAGGAGAACCCGAGAAUGCUGGUGGACCUGUCAACCAACACACCUAAUGGGCAACAUUCCCAAAGUCCUGUGUCACCCACUGAGCACUCCAUCAAGCAGGAGGAGGUGGGAGAGGAGGAGGAGAGGCGGGUGUCUGGCGCAGAGGAGAUGUCUCACGGCGGGGGAGUAGGAGGAGGAGAGGAGGGCUCGGGGCCGGAGGAGCCCAUGAUUGACAGCCCCGGCGCUCUCCAAGACAUGGGACCCGCAACAGAUGGCCCCCAUGAUAGCAAUGCCCGAUUGCCCAAUGGAGACAGGCCUUUCCAAUGCAGCCAGUGUGGCGUGUCCUUCACCCAGAAGGGCAACCUGCUGCGGCACAUCAAGCUGCACACGGGGGAGAAGCCCUUCAAGUGCCCCUUCUGCAACUACGCCUGCCGCCGCCGUGACGCCCUCACCGGACACCUGCGCACACACUCAGUGGGUAAACCGCACAAGUGCACCUACUGCGGCCGAAGCUAUAAGCAGCGAACUUCACUGGAGGAGCACAAAGAGCGCUGCCACAACUACCUGCAGAGCGUGGGCAUGGACAGCACCAGUGCAGCCCACUACCCAGAGGUGUCCAAAGAGUCGUGGCCUAAAAUCGAGCCAUCCAACAUUGUGCCCUUCGAGCGUCCUCCCGUCAUUGAGAGGUUGCAGGGCAACGUGGGCAAGAGGAAGAGCACCACCCCACAGAAGUUUGUGGGUGAGAAGAUGCUGCGUUACUCUUACCCGGACAUCAACUUCGACAUGGGGCUGAAGUACGAGAAGGAGGCCGAGCAGCUGAUGCAGGCCCACAUGAUGGACCAAGCCAUCAACGUCAUGCCGUUCCUCAGCUCAGACUCCCUCAGGCCCAUGGUCCACCACCCGCCCCUGCCCAUGUCAGAAGUGGUCCCCAUGGUCAACUCGCUGUUCCACCCCGUGUACCCAGCGGGCCCCAGGAUGGACCGCCCCAGCAGCAGAGGGACCCCACCACCACCUCACCCCCAGCCCCAGCCCCAGCCGCCGCCCCCACUGCCCCGGCCUCCUCCGGAGUUCCACCCCUCCUCCAACGGGGCCAUCUCCCUGGUCCGGCCCAAGCACCACCACCACCCCCACCACCACGCCGGACGAGACGGCUCCCCCAGCAACAGCGCUCAGGAGUCGGUGGACUCGGCCCGAAGCAGCCCCAGGGACAGGUCGGGCGCCCCCGGCAGGUCCAGAACCAGCCCGGGGGGUCUCAUGAAGGGAGAGGCGGACGGGAGGCUUGGCGAGGCGGCAGCCUUGGCGCGGGCGGCGUCGGCGGCCGUCCGGGACGGUGUGCGCGUCUUCAGCCGCGAGGGCCAGGAGCUGCGGGCCUUCCAGUGCGAGCACUGCCGGGUGCUCUUCCUGGACCACGUGAUGUACACCAUCCACAUGGGCUGCCAUGGCUACAGGGACCCGCUGGAGUGCAACAUCUGCGGCCACUGCAGCAAGGACCGCUACGAGUUCUCCUCGCACAUCGUCCGCGGCGAGCACACCUUCCAGUAGGAGGAUGAGAUGAGGAGGAUGGGUCAUGCUCCGAGAUGCCAGCACACACACUCGCGCACACACACAGACACAAACACAUGCGCACACGCGCGC